Messenger RNA from Trichosurus vulpecula (common brushtail), 4851 nucleotides. It is a transcript of the gene MAOA, whose product is annotated as monoamine oxidase A. The record is from RefSeq and is a predicted model, not a curated record. The coding region runs from base 204 to 1817 and encodes 537 amino acids. Lineage: Eukaryota; Metazoa; Chordata; Mammalia; Diprotodontia; Phalangeridae. The transcript is spliced from 15 exons. Gene Ontology annotation, molecular function: oxidoreductase activity.
GGGGCGAGGGGGGCGCGCGAGCUCGAGCCCCCCCUGGCGCGCCGGGAGGCUCCCGCAGGCAGCCCGGUAGCGCAGCGCGGAGCGGAGCCGAGCAGCCGAGCCGAGCCGAGCGGGGCCGAGCGCAUCCCAGACCCCCGCUGACCGCCCCGAACCUCUCUUACCUCCAGACCGAAUCUCUCAGCGGGACCCACACAACCGUGAGCAUGGCGUCCUCGGCGAGGUCCACUCCCCCGACCUCCAGGAGGCUACGGGACAUCAACCUCCCGACCAGCAAGUGCGACGUGGUCGUCAUAGGGGGGGGCAUCUCAGGUCUGUCUGCUGCCAAACUGUUGGCUGAAUAUGAAAUUGAUGUUGUGGUUUUAGAGGCACGGAACCGAGUUGGAGGAAGGACUUACACUUUGAGGAAUGACUUCGUUGAUUAUGUAGAUAUUGGUGGAGCCUAUGUAGGACCUACUCAAAAUAGAAUCCUACGAUUAUCUAAGGAGCUGGGUUUAGAGACUUAUAAAGUAAAUGUAAAGGAAUGCCUUAUUCAUCAUGUAAAGGGAAAAUCUACAGCCUUCCGGGGAACUUUUCCUCCAGUGUGGAAUCCCAUAGCAUAUCUGGAUUACAACAAUCUGUGGAGAACAAUAGAUCACAUGGGGAAGGAGAUUCCUUCUGAGGCUCCCUGGCAGGCACCUCAUGCUGAAGAAUGGGACAAGAUGACAAUGAAGGAGCUCAUUGAAAAAAUCUGCUGGACAAAAACUGCCAGGCAAUUUGCUUUUCUUUUUGUGAACGUCAACGUUACAUCUGAACCUCAUGAAAUCUCUGCCCUCUGGUUCCUGUGGUAUGUGAAGCAGUGUGGGGGCACAACUAGAAUAUUUUCUGUCAGCAAUGGGGGCCAGGAAAGGAAGUUUAUUGGAGGUUCUGGUCAAGUUAGUGAAAAGAUCAUGGAGCUUCUUGGAGACCGAGUAAAGCUGGAGAAGCCUGUAUCCUAUAUUGAUCAGUUGGGUGAUAAUGUCAUUGUGGAGACAGCAAACCAUGAGAUAUAUGAGUGCAGAUAUGUAAUUAGUGCCAUCCCUCCACUCUUGACUUGCAAGAUCCACUUCCGACCAGAACUUCCAUCAGAGAGAAACCAGCUAAUCCAGCGUCUUCCGAUGGGGGCCGUCAUUAAAUGUGUGAUGUAUUACAAGGAGGCCUUUUGGAAGAAGAAGAAUUACUGUGGCUGCAUACUCAUUGAAGAUGACGAUGCUCCAAUUUCAAUCACUUUAGAUGACAGCAAGCCAGAUGGAUCUGUACCUGCCAUCAUGGGAUUUAUCCUUGCCAGGAAGGCUCAUCAACUUGCCUCCAUUAGUAAGGAGCUAAGGAAGAGGAAAAUCUGUGAACUUUAUGCAAAAGUGUUGGGAUCACAAGAAGCUUUGCAACCAGUGCAUUAUGAGGAGAAGAACUGGUGUGAAGAUCAGUACUCAGGGGGCUGCUACACGGCCUACUUCCCCCCAGGGACCAUGACUCAGUAUGGAAGGGUUAUCCGCCAGCCAGUUGAUAAGAUUUAUUUUGCUGGGACAGAGACAGCAACCUAUUGGAGCGGAUACAUGGAAGGAGCGGUGGAAGCUGGAGAAAGAGCAGCUAGAGAGGUGUUGAAUGCCUUGGGGAAGGUGGCAAAAAAAGACAUUUGGGUACCAGAACCAGAGUCAAAGGAAGUUCCAGCCCUGUCAAUCACCACCACCUUCUGGGAGAGAAAUUUACCAUCGGUUCCAGGCCUGCUGACGGCUCUCGGAGUGUCCUCUUCCCUAAUCGCCCUCUGUAUGAUGAUUUCCAAAUUCAAGAACUCUGUACAUUAGAUUCUAAAAUUUCAUUUUCAUGCUUUCUGCUUCUUCCUUCCCCAGCACCAUCAAAAGGAAAACCUGGAAAAUUAAAUGCGGUAACUUUGGACCCUCUUUUUUGCUCUGGAUUUUACAAGUCAUUGUUUUUCCUCUGUCAGUGUUAAAGUCAUCCCAAAAAAACAAAACAAAAAAAAAAAUCACGCUCAGUCAGUUUCAGUAGGAGCAAGGUCUAUCCCAUCACUGUAUGUGCAGAUUAACUUGGAUUCAUUGAUAAGAAUAAAACCAUAGUGUCAGAUUUUGAAUUUCAGGAAGUUAAAAGUCUUAAGGGAAAGCUUUUAAAGAUCAGAUGCUCAUAAGAAACAAUCACUUCCUUCUGUAUCCUGAUUUUCUCCUUUAAAAAAUGAGAGCACCUUAUGAUUUCAUAAAUAAAUUUCUUUUUAACCUUCUGUCUGUAGUGGCUCCAUAAAUUAAGGAUUAAUCCCGUGAAAUAAUCAUGACAGCCAGGAGGCUGGCCUGAGGGCCGGAUGGCAGUGGUGACUAAACCAUAUUGUUGGGGUCACUCCUUCCUCCUCUGGGGAUGGGAAUGUUUCUAGAGCCCACUGUUCACAGCGUUUCCUGCAGUGAACAGGACUCCUUUCUCUUAAUCAUUUUAAUGUGGUAAUAGAAAUAAAAACGUUGGAAUUGCAGCGUGUGUUUAGAAGUACAUCUCGUAUGGGGAAUGCUGUUCCAUUUCUAAUUUCCACGAACUGUCUUAUGAUCUGGUCUUCUCUCUUGCCGUGUGUGUGUGUGUGUGUGUGUGUGUGUGUGUGUGUGUGUGUUUUCCUUUGCUGCUAAAGAUGUACUCCAAACCUGAUGAGAAUGUAUUUACUGAGAUACACAGUUGAAAGUGUUAUACCAGUUGGUUAGGAUAAAGUCUAUGAAUAGAAUCUUAUGUUAGUCCAAACCAAGCAUUUUUCUAGAGGGUUAUAAUUAGUGUAUUCUUACAGAUAAAACUAGUAUACCUUCCCCUUCCCCCCUUCCCAGUACUUCAUGAAAUUAGAGAAUCAGUUUAGUCAUAGUCACUAAAACUUGAAAUGUGGCUUUGGGGCUAGAAUUGAAGCUGGGGGGCUAUUAGGAGCUUCUUUCUUUUUCUGACCGUGGCCAUUUUUCACUUAGACCAGAGGUUCUAAAACUUAAUGCUACUUCUGUUUUCUUAGCACCACUUUUUUCUACAUUAUGAUUAGAUAGUAGUCAAACCAAAUAUUUUGAUGAAAUGUUGCUAAAGAUUCAAAUUGUACUCAAAUAUAGUAACAUUUUUAGAUUUCAGAUAUGUUUUCAAAAAUAAUUCUGAAGGAUAUCAAAUAUAAUCAUAUAAAUCACUCAUCAAAAGAAAGUAGGAAUCAGUGAACAUGAUCUGACCUUUUUUAUUUAUUUUACUUUAAAGACAGGAUAUCAAGUGGAUUAUAAAUUUCUUUAUUCUAAGAGGUCCAAUAGUACACGUUUCUUCUUCAUGAUGCCAUUUCGCUGUCAUGUUUUUGAAAGCUUUCUUAAAUCCAAGGCAGCACUUCUAAACAAACAGAAGAGAUGUCUUGUUAAUAGUAAUGUGAGAUAGGAAAAGAAAGACAUUGUCUAGAUAAUAAUAGUAGAAAUUGUUUUAGAAGGUCUGGCAAAGUCAAUCGCGGCAAUAUAGUGAGUAUCUACAUAUAAUAAUUUGUCCAACGUAAGUCCAAGGAUGAGGAUGUUUUACGUAAAUUUUCCAGAUAACUGAAGCUUAACCCUUCAGGUGCCAAAACUUUAAAAAUUCUUUUAUCCAGCUCUCAAGUGAAUAAUGAAAGACUUUCAUGUUCUCAUUAAACAAAAACUUAGCUUUUCCUUGGUUUCUCAGGGUUCUCAUUAUAAACACCCAUUGUACACCUGCUCAAUACCCUCCGAAGCUGCUUGUCCUAUCCAGAGGCUGUUUCGUUAGGUGAUUCUUCAGCCUUUCCUGGAUCCUCCUUCAUUAUUGUCAUUUGUCAGGGCCAACUUUCCCCUUCUUUCUCGGUCUACCACCUCUUAUAAACUGGAAGGAAUUAUUGGUUGCCAAAGGAAACCAGAUGAACUUGACUUAUUAAAUCUCCACCUUCUUAAAGAAUACUGCUGUGAGGUGGCAGUAAGCCCCGAAGAUCUUCUAAGUGGAAAGUAGCCUUUGGGAUGGUUGUGUGUAUAUACCUUGCAGUCUGAACCCUUGGCUGGUUGCUUUCAGCUUUUCUGCUCUCUUCCCUGGGUAGAUGGAUUGCUGUAACCCAGUCGAUCACAGCAGUUCUCACUCUUCAGUGGAGAAUCACUGAUUGGCUUCUGUUGGACGUGGUAUGAAGGUCAGAUUUAAUAACAGUCUGGGGGUGUUAUUAUUUACUGUGUUCCAUCAGGAGGCAGCUGUGGUGUGAGAGGUUGGAUGUAGCCUCAACCAAGAUUCAGAAGACUGAUCAGCUUGGUGACUUUGAAAAAGUCACUUGCCUUUCCCAGAGCCUCAGUUCCCUCCUCAGAAAACAUGCGAGGAACCUUAUUCCCUCUUGUUCAUAGCCAAUCCAUUCUAGUCAGUACAGUUGUCUUAAAGUAUACAUUAAAUUAGUCACAAAAUAAGUGCCAAUCCAGACAUUUUCAUGGAAUCAGCUAUAGGCAAGGACUUAAAUUAGAUCCAUGUUACCUGGCUGGAUAGAGACUGUAAUAACCUUUCCUGGACCAAAUGAAUGAAGUCCCUUUGAAAAAAUCUGAUUGAGUGUUGGCUUAUUAGGCCAUCUAUUUCAGAAUUUCAGAGAUUAAAGUAGAAGACCUACGGUAAGAUCUCUAGAAAUGGAUAACAGUUAACCCUUGGCGGUUAUUAACUGUGUUGUGGAAAAUGUUAACAUACUGUGUUGUAGAACUUUGAAAUGAAAAACUGGGGAGUGUGUUAAUUUUAUCAGUUUAGUGUCUGAUGUUUUGUGUCUCCAGUUUGCCUCAAAGUUGCAUAUGUGGAAGUAUGUAUGUGUUCUUUGGCUGUAAAGUAAGACUUUUGCCUUUGCUGUUUUGUUUGUUAAUAAAGUAGAAUGAAUAUCAA